This is a messenger RNA of Trichoderma asperellum CBS 433.97, 488 nucleotides long. RefSeq lists its product as uncharacterized. Gene Ontology annotation, cellular component: mitochondrion; cytosol. NCBI's taxonomy places the organism in Eukaryota, Fungi, Ascomycota, Sordariomycetes, Hypocreales, Hypocreaceae. Gene Ontology annotation, molecular function: deaminase activity. The record is from RefSeq and is a predicted model, not a curated record.
AUGUCUCAUUUACAGUAUUAUUCUUACGAUGGUGUCGGCAAAAGGAAUGUAGAGAAGUAUUCUUACAGCCAGGCCGUCCGUGUUGGCGAUCGAAUUGAAAUCUCUGGUCAAGGAGGAUGGCACCCUACUACCGGCGAGUUCCAAAGAGACGUUAAUGCGCAAAUCGAUCAGGCAUUCGCCAAUGUUGAGCGAACCUUGAAGGAUGCUGGCGGUAAAGGGUGGUCGCAGGUUUAUCGUGUUAAUUCUUACCAUCUCCCUCUCAACGACGAGGCGUUAGAGGCCAUGGUAAGGAAUUUCAAGACCUAUAUGCCUGAUCAUCAACCCCUCUGGACUACGAUUGGAGUAAGCAGGCUGGGCGAGGAUGCCAUGCGUGUGGAAAUUGAAGUGGUCGCGCACGAUCCCGAAGGAGCAAAAGCAGCAUCAAGCAAAUAAAGAUGGUGUUAGUAUGUAUCAUCGCUAGCUUGAAAUGAAAUCAAUAAUUGCUUCGU